CAGCACCUCCGGGCCCGCGGGCAGACGUCGCGGGGCGUGGCCUGGAGACGCCCCGCCCCAGGGGCCGACGGCUUCUGGUCUUCUGGGAGCAAUACCUGGACAAAGAACAAUGACUUUCAGAAUGCUUCCCCAGCAAGGACGACUUCAGCUCGGGUGUCCCCGGCCCGGGUGUCCCCAGCCAGGGUGUCCCCAGCCCGGACAUCACCUUCCAGGUCAUCGUCUGGCAGGUCAUCAUCUGGCAGAUCGGCCUCCAUGACAGUCUCUCCAACCAGAGUGUAUCUUGUUAGAGCAACACCAGUGGAGGCAGUACCUGCCCGGGCGUCUCCUGCCAGGUCACCGCCAGCCACCAGGGUCACCGUGGAGAGCUCAGGUCUCGGCUUGCCCAAGUUCACCUGGCAGGAGGGCCUGAAGCGGCUGCCGCUCAUCGGGUGCAUCCUCCUCCUCAUCGCCCUUGUGGUGUCGCUCAUCCUGCUCUUCUACUUCUGGCGGGGCCCUAUAGGGAUCAAGUACAAGGAGCCAGUCGAGAGCUGCCCCAAGCAUGCAGUUCGCUGUGAUGGGGUGGUGGACUGCAAGCUCAAGAGUGAUGAGCUGGGUUGUGUGAGGUUUGACUGGGACAAGUCUCUGCUUAAAGUCUACUCUGGAACCUCCCAUAAGUGGCUUCCUGUCUGCAGUGACAGCUGGAACGACACCUACUCAGAGAAGACCUGCCAGCAGCUGGGCUUUGAGAGUGCCUACUGGACAGCCGAGGUGGCCCACAGGGACUUUGCUAGCAGUUUCUCAGUAUCCAAAUACAACUCCACCAUCCAGGAAAGUCUCCACAGGUCUGAAUGCCCGUCGCAGCGUUAUGUCUCUCUCCAGUGUUCCCACUGCGGACUGAGGGCCAUGACUGGGCGGAUCGUGGGUGGGGUGCUGGCCUCAGACAGAAAGUGGCCUUGGCAAGUCAGUCUCCACUACGGCACCACCCACAUUUGUGGGGGCACUCUGAUCGACGCCCAAUGGGUACUCACUGCUGCCCACUGCUUUUUUGUCACCCGGGAGAAGAUGCUGGAUGGCUGGAAAGUGUACGCAGGCACCAACAACCUGCAGCAGCUGCCCGAGGCAGCCUCCAUCUCCCAGAUCAUCAUCAACGGCAACUACACCGACGAGCAGGACGACUACGACAUCGCCCUCAUGCGGCUCUCCAAGCCCCUGACCCUGUCUGCUCACAUCCACCCUGCCUGCCUCCCCAUGCACGGACAGACCUUUAGUCUCAAUGAGACCUGCUGGAUCACAGGCUUUGGCAAGACCAAGGAGACAGAUGACAAGACAUCCCCUUUUCUCCGGGAGGUACAGGUCAACCUCAUCGACUUCAAAAAGUGCAAUGACUACUUGGUCUAUGACAGCUACCUUACUCCUAGGAUGAUGUGUGCUGGGGACCUUCAGGGAGGCAGAGACUCCUGCCAGGGAGACAGCGGGGGGCCUCUUGUCUGCGAGCAGAACAACCGUUGGUACCUGACAGGAGUCACCAGCUGGGGCACAGGCUGUGGCCAGAGAAACAAACCUGGUGUGUACACCAAAGUGACAGAAGUCCUUCCCUGGAUUUACAGCAAAAUGGAGAGUGAAGUACGCUUCCGGAAAUCCUAAGGAGCUGUCCUGCUCCGCCUCACAGCACUGGCUGCUGGGAAGACUCUGGCUGAAGUGACUGGCCAUUUACAACAUCACCUGGGAUAAAGGCCACCAGGCACCUCAUUACAGGCACCUCCACUGUCUGCCGCCUCUGUGAAUGUGUGUGUGUGUGAAUAUGUGUGUGGGUAUGUGUUGCUGCUCUCCCAACUUCUUCGGAAACCAGGGGACGUGUCAUCUCUUCCUGAAAUCUCAAUCCCAGGCUUGAAACCGUCUGGAGAUAUCAGUUUGGGCACUGUGAAGGCUCCAACAUGCGAUGACAGUCCACAGUGGCGUGAAAGAGGUGGAGCCCAGGGAAGGGCCUGGAAAAUGACAUCAGGAAUUCUUGUCCCUCUGACCCUGACCUGAAGACUACCUCAGGAUGGCCAGACAAACCUGCAGCUCAGGUGACAUCACUGCUGUCCUGCGGCCAAUUAGCAGGUUUUGUUGGAGUACCAGAUUCCUGAUGCCUGGACUGUCCUUAGCAGAAAGAUAUUUGCAUCGGUGUCACAAGUUGCAUGCUCAGACCUCGUGCUGGUGCCAUGGAUGCCAACAGCUGGGCUGUGGCUGUGGUCAUCCAGGCUGAUGAUUGUUAAUUGGGCUAACUGGACUUGUUUGGCCACAAGUUGUUAGAACAUAUUUUAUUUUAUUUUUAUAUUUAAAAAAUGGAAAUAGGUAUAUUUUUAAAGAUUCUCCCUAAAGUCCAGGAGACUUGAAAGCUAGCAUCAAUCACCCCAAGAACUCCAGGGAACUCACAGGAAUUGUACUGUGCUAAAGUCUUGUGGAAUGUUCUGGGCCCUGGGCUGGAAGGGACUGGAUGAAGGGACUGAACAAAGUUCUCAAGCUGGACAUCUUUCAAGCCAAUUCGGCUUCUGGAGCCCUUUGAGAUAUUCAGGGAAUAUCUGAAUAUUUGGGCUGGCAGGCAAGUCCCACACAAAGAGAGCCAUACACCGUAAACACUGUUGCUGCCUCCAUGGGCUGGAACCAGGGGGUGAAGAAAUGGAUGCUACUCCUGCUUGGGCCCAACGCACCCCGUGACAAUCCAGGAGGACAGGCGUCUCUCAUACUCAGGAGCUGUUCUGGCUCCUGGGACCUUGGAGUUUCUUCUCAGCUUUCUCCAUCUGUCAAUUUCUCCAGUGUUCCUGAAGCAUAGCACUGACAUGGAAGCUGCCGUGGAGAAGAAUCUAACACUGCCCCCAAGCCCUCCAAACAGCCCUUCCUCCUCCUACAAGCCCUCAGUGCUUGGGCUUCUCACCAGUUGAAGCCUGGGCCUUCCCAGCCUUGUCUCGGAGGCACUGGUUUGCCCCCAGUCUCCUCGCCUUCUUUAGGCCUGUCUGGGCUCCUUGUGGUGCUAUGAUUCCUGCAGGCAGAGCCCAAGGGAAUCCAUCCCAGCCCAUCCACCAGGUACCCUGGUUACAGGCAGCUGCUAGGGGGUGGGUGGUGGGGGGCAGUGGGAGGAACUGCCUCUGAAGAGCAGGUUGGAGUUGGCUAGAGUGGCUGGGCAGAGCCUGAUAGGGACGGUUACAUUGGUUACAGGUGGGGAGGUAACGUUCAUGUCCACAGUAGACCUCCAGCAAUGGUCUUCAACAAUAAAAUUUGCGUGACCUGAAGAAUUUGUCUUUGGAUGUUUUACUGGCACCCAUGUAGAAAAUUGAGAUUGCCCACCUAGGUGCCCAGACAGCCUCAAUUUUGAUUCUUAGUUUGGGUUCUGCUCACUUAAUCAUUUCUCUAUCUAUCUCUCUGUCCCUCUCUCUCAUCCAUCCAUCCA
This is a messenger RNA of Loxodonta africana (African savanna elephant), 3409 nucleotides long. RefSeq names its product transmembrane serine protease 13 (gene TMPRSS13). Gene Ontology annotation, biological process: proteolysis. NCBI's taxonomy places the organism in Eukaryota, Metazoa, Chordata, Mammalia, Proboscidea, Elephantidae. Gene Ontology annotation, cellular component: membrane. The record is from RefSeq and is a predicted model, not a curated record. The annotation marks the transcript as partial. The transcript is spliced from 14 exons. Gene Ontology annotation, molecular function: serine-type endopeptidase activity; protein binding.